Molecule: messenger RNA, 573 nt
Organism: Mycena indigotica
Lineage: Eukaryota; Fungi; Basidiomycota; Agaricomycetes; Agaricales; Mycenaceae
Exons: 4
Coding region: 1-573 (190 amino acids)
Source: RefSeq, a predicted model, not a curated record
AUGCCCUCAGAAAAGCCAACCAAGGAGCCGCCGACGGAUACCGAGCGCAAGAUGGGGAUUACCUGGGAUGUCCCAGUGUUGUUCGGUAUCAUGUUCAUCCUCUCGACGGCGGAGCUGGGCUUCAGCGUUGACACAUUCCAGUACAAGCAGAAAACACAUACAUGGGACUCGUCCACAGAGCGAUCGAGGAUUGCCUUCCUGAUAUUCUCGUCGGUGAGGACAAUGGCGCUGUCGUCCGUGUACAUUGGGUUUCACUUUGCGCAAAAGGUGUUCGGGUCGAUGCACCAUUCCAUAUUUGUGGUUCUAUCGACGAUAUUCUGGAUCGUCUCCGGUGUCCUGAUCCACACGCUCUUCGGCCUCAUCGAAUGCGGCGGGGUGGGACGAAUCCAAGGCGGCCUAAACGAAUGCCACGAGCUGAAGAUCAUCGAGGUGCUGAGCUGGGUGCUCGCAGGGAUGAGCGUCGUCAGCGCCGUGCCAGUUGUCAUGCGUGCUCUGGAUGAGAGGAAGCACAAGUUGGAGCGCAAACAGCGACUCCAGGGAGGAAAACAGCCAUUGGGCCACCAGAUUGUGUAA